Molecule: messenger RNA, 1291 nt
Organism: Schistosoma intercalatum
Lineage: Eukaryota; Metazoa; Platyhelminthes; Trematoda; Strigeidida; Schistosomatidae
Source: the annotation of a GenBank genome assembly
UUUAUUCACUUAAUGACAAAUAGAAAAUAUGCAAAAUUUAACAUAAAAGACGAAUAAUAAUCUUUUUUUUCCUAUUUUGAUCCUGGAAAUAACCGGAAAUCUAGCACAAAUUAUUGACUAAAUAUGUGAAGUGAUUGAUUACAAAUUACAUAAUAAGUCAGAAUUUCUAUUUAAUAAUAUGGAUGAUGAUCAAAUAAUCACUGUUGAAUGUUCCCAAUCAUUAGAUUCUAUAAUAAAACAUAAUUCAAAUGAGGAAGAUGUAAAAUCUCUUCAUGAUUGUGUUGAAUUAAGUACAAUUAAAUCUUCAAGUAUAAAUAUUACAUUUGAAGAAAGUAAAUUAUCAACUUCAAUCUCUUCUUCUAUACCUUCAUCAAAUCCAACUAUUGUUGAACCUGUAACAACACCACUACCACUAUCAACAACAACAAAACCAUCUAUAUCACAAGAUUCUAGUUAUAGUUUAUUGAAUAGUUUUAAAAAACGUAUUAAACAACAUUUAACUUUAUCAAGAAAUUCUAGUUUACAUAAAAGUAUGCAUGAUUUGUCUAUAUCCCCCAAGAAACUCAAUUUUCAAUCAACUAAUAAUAAUAAUAAUAAUAUAAUAAGUUUAAAUUCAGCAUCAAGUUCCAUUUUAUCAACGAAUGUAAAUAAAUUAAAUUUAACACAAGAUGUACCAGAUGAUAUAACAUUAAUUGAAAAUGAACAUGAUAAAGCAUUAAUUACUGUAACAUCAUUCACUAAUGAACAAUUACUUUUAUUACAAUCAAGUUGGAGUUUAGUGAAACAAUAUAUUGAAAAAAUUGGUGUGAUUACAUUUCUUGGCAUAUUUGAACAACAUUCAGACUUUCGUGAUGCAUUCACUGAAUUUCGAAAGAGAAAAUUCGUUGAUGUAAAACAUGAUCCAGCAAUGCAAGUUCAUGGUUUACGCGUAUUAAGCGUAGUAGAUAAACUAAUUACUCGACUACCUAAAACUGAUGAUAUUGAAAGACAAUUAAUGAUGAUUGGAUCAAAACAUUGUCGAUACGUUCCAACAAUUGCAUUGGUAUCUAGUGUUUCGGACCAAUUAUGGGGUGCUAUAGAACCAGUCUUAAAAGAAGAAUGCUUAUGGUCGGAUGAUUUAGCAGUUACAUGGAAAUCAAUUCUUGAUUAUUUAACUAAAACAGUAAAAUAUGGUUUAGCUAAAACAUUCCAUUCUACACACAAAUAGAACAUAUUUUCUGUUUCAUUCAGAUACUCAUAUAUAUAUAUAUAUAUAUAUAUAUAUAUAUAUAUAUAUAUAUAUAUAUAUAUA